GGAAGUAAGGAUAAUUCCCAAAGAUGGCGGAGCAAGGUCCGAUGGCCAUAGCGAUGCGGCUACGAAACCAGCUACAGUCCGUCUACAAACUGGACCCACUGCGGAACGAGGAGGAGGUGAAGUUGAAGAUCAAGGACCUGAACGAACAUAUCGUCUGCUACCUGUGCGCCGGUUACUUCAUAGAUGCAACAACAAUAACGGAGUGUUUGCACACCUUCUGUAAAAGUUGUAUUGUGAAGUACCUGCAAACGAGCAAGUACUGUCCCAUGUGCAACAUCAAAAUUCAUGAAACGCAGCCUUUACUCAACCUCAAACUGGAUCGAGUGAUGCAGGAUAUCGUCUACAAACUGGUGCCUGGACUGCAAGAAAGUGAAGACAAAAGAAUAAAGGAAUUUUAUCAGUCGCGUGGGUUAGAGAGAGUCAUCCAACCGUCUGGAGACGACGCUGUACCCGAUGCCACAGGUUUACCGUACACAAGCUUCGACCAUUCAAAAGCACACUUCUACAGAUAUGAUGAGCAGGUGUCACUCUGUUUAGAAAGACUAAGUUCAUCGCUUGCUGGAAAAGACAAGACGAAACUCACGCUCCAGCAGAAGUUUGUCCGCUGUUCGGUCCGAGCGGAGGUGAGACACCUACGGAAAGUCCUCUGUCAUCGACUAAACGUGGAGAAACACCAGGUCCAGAUGUUGUUCAAUAACGAGUCUCUGCCCGAUCACAUGACCAUGAAGCGGUUAUGGCUCUCACACUGGUUUGGAAAGGCCCAGCCGUUAGUGCUUCACUACACCAUCAAGGACAAGCGGAGCAGAUAGGACUUGUUUUCACUCGGGGGGUCGGCUGUACAUAUUUUGUACUAUACAUAUUCUAUUUUAAUAGUGUUUGUGUACAUAUACUUAUUUUCCUUGUUUUGUAUUUUUGAAAAUAAAUUUAAAUUUGAAAUAAUAA
This is a messenger RNA of Labrus bergylta (ballan wrasse), 942 nucleotides long. It is a transcript of the gene pcgf1, whose product is annotated as polycomb group ring finger 1. The record is from RefSeq and is a predicted model, not a curated record. Gene Ontology annotation, biological process: negative regulation of transcription by RNA polymerase II. Gene Ontology annotation, molecular function: promoter-specific chromatin binding. NCBI's taxonomy places the organism in Eukaryota, Metazoa, Chordata, Actinopteri, Labriformes, Labridae. Gene Ontology annotation, cellular component: PRC1 complex.